CUUGUUAAUUUAAGGUCAAUUGACCUUUCUGGUUGCAAGAGUCUUGUGGAGAUCCCUAAUCUAUCAGGAGCCAUCAAUCUUCAAAGCCUUUGCUGCAAUGGGUGUGAAAGUUUGGUUGAACUACCUUCCCUCAACCAGUUGGUAUCUCUUGAAAGCCUUGACCUUUCUUAUUGCAAGAGUCUAGUGGAGAUCCCUAAUCUAUCAGGAGCCAUCAACCUUAAAUCACUUAAGUGCAAUUACUGUAUAAGUUUGGUUGAACUACCUUGCCUCAACCAUUUGGCUUCUCUUACAGAGCUUGGGCUGGAGGAAUGUCAUAAUCUUAAGAAGUUUCCUGAGCUCCAAAAUAAUUUCUCUGAGUUAGAUUUAAGGUACACUGAAAUAGAACAAGUGUCGGAUUCGAUUCAGCAUCUUGUCGGACUUAGAAAGUUGAGUUUGAGUCACUCGAAGGUGGCAAAUGUGUCGAGCAAUAUUUCAAAGUUGGAAUCCCUUAACGUUUUGGAACUUGAGUAUUGCGAAAGGCUUAAACACUCUCAGAGCUUCCACGAUAUCUGAGGUGCUUGAAUGCAAAUUAUUGCACAUCAUUGGAGAAAAUUCAAUUAAAAACAUUGAGAGAAACGCGGUGCUUCAAAUUCAAUCCCUAGCACAGAGAUGGGCAAGGAUGCAAGGGAGGGGUUCUUUUGGAAAUCAAUUUUUUUGUUGUUUCCCAGGAAAUGAAGUUCCAGCAAAUGAAUUUGAGCAUCGAAGCGUGAAUUCUCCGAUAAAUUUAACGAGAGCCCCAAAUGGGCGUAGUGGGAGCAGAUUCUUGGCAUUUGCUUUAUGCUUUUUGGCCGAUCUCUGGUUUGCAGACGGAGGUGUUGGUUUUUUCUGUAAAUGCCAACUGACAGCUGCCAGUGGUGAAAAGCUCAUGAGAGAGAGUCGCGUUUCUUGGAGAUGGGACAGGGGCUACAGAUACAAAGAUUAUGUGGAUCUCGUUUCUAGAUGGAACAGAAUCAACAGAUACAAAGGUCAUGUGUUCAUUGUGUUUAAUAAGGAUAUGUUUAUAAGAGACAAUGAUUAUGAGGAGGCAUCAUUUGAGAUCUACAAGAAUGGUCAACUUGGUAGACAAUAUAAAGGGGUGGAGUGGGGUGUUCAUGUAUUUUAUGUGGAUGCAGAGAGUAAUAGCAUUAGUGAUGCGAUGAGUUGUGAUGCAAAAAGAAGACUUAACAAUGGGUGGUAUGGGUGGUGAACAAGGGGA
Messenger RNA from Hibiscus syriacus, 1234 nucleotides. RefSeq lists its product as uncharacterized. The transcript has 2 exons. The record is from RefSeq and is a predicted model, not a curated record. The coding region runs from base 455 to 1225 and encodes 256 amino acids. NCBI's taxonomy places the organism in Eukaryota, Viridiplantae, Streptophyta, Magnoliopsida, Malvales, Malvaceae.